Cyprinus carpio (common carp) is the source of this 2891-nucleotide messenger RNA. RefSeq names its product V-type proton ATPase 21 kDa proteolipid subunit c''-like. Gene Ontology annotation, biological process: proton transmembrane transport. The record is from RefSeq and is a predicted model, not a curated record. Lineage: Eukaryota; Metazoa; Chordata; Actinopteri; Cypriniformes; Cyprinidae. Gene Ontology annotation, molecular function: proton-transporting ATPase activity, rotational mechanism. Gene Ontology annotation, cellular component: proton-transporting V-type ATPase, V0 domain.
UGAGUCACGUGCACAGCUCGAGCUCGUCACAUGAUCAGCUGAUGACUCCUUCCUCUGCUGGAUGCAGGAUUUCCAGCCUUCGCCGCUUCGAAGGGCUCACAGGAAUCCAUUUCUCUGCAAAAUACAACAAUCAAAGAGAAAAUAACACCACAGUAGCUUUAGGUGUAUUCGCGUUAGAACCUUUAGAUAGCAGAACUGGCGCUGUUGGUGGAGUGGAUGAUGAACGGGCACGCAAUUUUAUACACCGGGGUCACUUUGGCCUUCUGGACGACCAUCCUGAUCGUCGGUAUUUGCUAUACGAUUUUUGACCUUGGAUUUCGAUUUGAUGUAGCAUGGUUUUUAACAGAGACUUCUCCAUUUAUGUGGGCUAGUCUUGGAAUUGGCCUGGCUAUCUCUCUGUCUGUUGUUGGCGCUGCAUGGGGGAUUUAUAUCACUGGGUCCAGCAUCAUUGGUGGUGGUGUCAAAGCCCCUAGAAUCAAGACCAAAAAUCUGGUCAGCAUUAUCUUUUGUGAAGCUGUUGCCAUUUAUGGGAUCAUCAUGGCAAUUGUCAUUAGCAAUUUGGCAGAGAACUUCAGUGGUACGACUCCAGAGACUAUUGGGGAGAAGAACUACCAAGCAGGCUACUCCAUGUUUGGUGCUGGACUCACUGUUGGCUUUUCAAACCUCUUCUGUGGUAUCUGUGUUGGCAUUGUGGGCAGUGGAGCUGCCCUUGCUGAUGCUCAGAAUGCCAGCCUCUUUGUCAAGAUUCUCAUUGUUGAAAUUUUCGGCAGUGCCAUUGGACUGUUUGGAGUGAUCGUAGCCAUCUUGCAGACAUCGAAAGUAAAAAUGGGAGAUUAGAUGACCACACAACCUACAGAUCAAAGAUGCUGUGUUGCUGGCGCAAACAGGAGGUGUAAAUACAUAGUAAAUUAUUUAAAUGUGUUUUCCUUUGUGUCUGUUUUUAACCAUCAUUUUCUGAAGAUUGAAAUAUUGUAUCUGCACCAGUUUGUCUUCAAAGAGUGCAUGAUGAUGUCAAAGGCAGAUCUUUGGCAACUUACACACUUUUGGUUUGGCAUCCCAUAAUUCUGAAAAUAAAAAAAUAUCACUUAAAGUUUUUGGCCAUACCUCCAUGAUGUCAUAAUAUCAAAUUUAAUUAUUAUUAUUAUUGUUUAAAUCAAAAAGUAUUUUAUUUAUUAAAACAGCUUAAUAAUAUAAACAGUGAUAGUGCAUAUGGUGACAGAACAGACUGUCUAUAGAUCCAAAGUUAGGGUCAGGUUUGACAUAUAGGGUGUUAUGUUUGUAAUCAUCUCAAAUUCAAAUAUGUAGUUCGCUGUGAUUGUUCUGUACAGUACAAGAAAAGUGAUAAAUUGCAUUAGUGUGGUUCUUCGCAUUGGAUGGGUGUAAAUCAUAAAGUAUUCUCUUGAUGGCUGUAUGCAAGAAUGUUCUUGUGUAUUCGCGUGAUGACACCUGGUGUAUCUGAUGUGCUUGAUUUCACUCUCACUUGUUCUUUCAUAUAGCUACUGAAUUCAAGUAAAUGCUAUCUUUGAGAAAACAGUUGAUGUAAAAAGAAAUUAUAAUAAUAAUACCAGUCAUCUCCAAUUGUAUUUCUACCAAUGUAGGCCCUCACUUUGUAGGGCUCUCUUCAGAUCUGGUUGGUUAAAAUGAGAGGAUAUAGUAAUCUGAUGUGUGUACAUAUUAAAUAGAUUUUUUUUUUUUUGUGGAGCAUGAGGCCGUUUGCCAUUCUGUAUCGCCUACCUGUCUUGUGAUUGUUUACCUUGUUUUUUUUUUUUUUUUUAACCCGUCACAGAAACAAGCUUCCAUAAAUUACUGUAUGACAUCUAAACUCUAAGAACAUUAUGUAACAUUUUCUUUGCUGUUUGCCUCAGGUAAUCCUGAAAAUGAUCAUCUAAAAGCAAGUUCAUAACAGAACAGCACUGCAAACAGCUGUUAGAGGUGGACUUUAAUUGGCCACAGGCCUUGGAUGCCAUAUUUAAACAUAAAAACGAGGCUGUAGAUUUUACUGGAUUUCAAGAUCUCAUUUUCACAACCAGAGAUUUUGUCCAAUUGAAAUGUUUUAGGAAGAUGUGUCUUCAGUGUUUCAUCGGCUAAAAUAUUUUAACUGUAUACAGCCCUAUUUAUCCCUCACAGCCUAAUUUUUAUUCUUGUAUAAUUAUAAAUGCUGUUUUCCCUUCACUGAGGUUAUCUAUCCACGAUCAAACUUGUAAGAUCAGUUGGCCUUCUUUUAUCUCUAAUGAAAUACUUUACUAUCUACAGUAUGUUGUUUUUGUGAAGUGGAGGUACAUACUAAACAUGAUUUUACUAACUCCUAAAUGUCCAAAAUCAGCUUCUGUUAAAUGUCUGUUUAUAUUGCAAUGAUCAAUGAAAUCACAAACUCCAUCUUUAAAGCACUAUGGUCUUGUGAAGCAUUUCCAGUCUAGUGACCAAGAUCAUGUUUUCUUGCACUGGAUCUAUGGAGAGAUGCAUUUAUUUGAUUUUUUUUUUUUUUUUUUUUUUUUUUGACAUUGAUAAGUGUUUAUUUUGAAACAUUCCAACUUUGACCGGGUUGUAAUCAACCCACUCCUGAUGGAUCAAACUAUGAGGCCGCUUUAGGUCUCAUUAUUGUGGAGCUUCCAGGACCUGGAUUGGCUGUGUUUGGUUGUGCUUCAGAAGUUGUGCCAAUGCUGUCUCACGUACAAAUUCGUACUAAUUAGCCACCUAGUAAAAUAUGUAUGAAUUGCCGUGAGAUCGGGUUGGUUGUGCGGUAAAGAUGACUACUUAACCAUUUCUCCCGUUUCAGUGAUUGUUAAAUAUGUUAAUGUGGUGAUUCCAUUGUUUUGAUGUGUACAGGUGGAUCCUCUAUAUAGAGUCUAGAUUAAUUGUCCUUGAGGAAAUAAAAAGAAUUGUGAAAAACA